Molecule: messenger RNA, 135 nt
Organism: Botrytis fragariae
Lineage: Eukaryota; Fungi; Ascomycota; Leotiomycetes; Helotiales; Sclerotiniaceae
Exons: 2
Coding region: 1-135 (44 amino acids)
Source: RefSeq, a predicted model, not a curated record
AUGGUUGAGGAGAGGAAGAUGGGGGGCUCGUGGUUUAGUCCGCCUGAUAUGACCCCAGAGCCGAGGAAGAAGGAGGUCGAGAAGAAGAAAAAGGUUCAGAGGAAGGAUGAUAUUAAACUCUGUGUUACUAUGUGA